Molecule: messenger RNA, 3814 nt
Organism: Myotis lucifugus (little brown bat)
Lineage: Eukaryota; Metazoa; Chordata; Mammalia; Chiroptera; Vespertilionidae
Product: zinc finger protein 304
Biological process (GO): negative regulation of transcription by RNA polymerase II; regulation of immune system process; regulation of cytokine production
Source: RefSeq, a predicted model, not a curated record
GCCCUGGGUUACCUGGGACUCCACGGCUGUGUGACCUUCGAGGACGUGUUCGUGUACUUCUCCCGGGAGGAGUGGGGGCUUCUGGACGAGGCUCAGCGGCGCCUGUACCGGGACGUGAUGCUGGAGAACUUCGCCCUCGUGUCCUCCCUGGGUUGCUGGCGCGACGCUGACCCUGAGGCGGCCCCUUCCGAGCUGAGCGCUUCUGCAGACGCGUCGCAGGACAGGAUGCCCGAUCCAGGUCCACGUACCCAGCCAGCCCUCCCGUGGGAGGCGUGGGAACCGCUCCGGAAAGACGCUGUGCCCCCGGGCGGUCUCCAGGGGUCGCACGCCAUGCGGGAGCCGUGCACACGUGGCCCCGGCGGGAGAGGACCCUCGGGCCGUGCAGACUCUGCCCAGCACGAGGAGCAGCACAGUGCAGAGCGCCCCCGCGGCGGGGACGAUGGUGGGGCCUCGGGGAAGAGCUGUGCCGCCCCCACGUUCGGGAGGCCCUGUCCCUGCAGGGAGGGUGGGAUGGGCCUGCUGGGCAGCUCCGGCCUCUCCCGGCACCGGCCCGCUCACUGUGGGCUGAGCCCACGCAAGGGGACUGGGCUCUCGGACUCUUCCCCACACGGUGCCAGCCCCGGGCACCACCAGGGGCACCAGGAGGCACGGGCGCUCUUCAGCCGCCGUGACGACGGGGACGCCUUCCUGAGCACCUUCCCGCCGCCGGACAGGCGGGUGACUCACACGGAAGGGGGGCCCGCCGGCUGCCCGCCCCGCGGAAGUGUGUCCCAGGAGAAAGCGGCUCUCAUUUCCCCCCGGAACACUCCCAGCGGGACAGCACCUGUGUGUGAGGAGUGUGGGGAGGCCUUCGAGCACCUGUCCCACCUAAAGGCGCACCGGACACUGCACCCCGGGCAAAGGCACUACCCGUGCGGCGACUGCGGCAAGGCCUUCAGCCGCAAAGACACGCUGGUCCAGCACCGGAGGGUGCACACUGGCGAGCGGUCCUUCGACUGCAGCGAGUGCGGCAAGGCCUACAGCAGGAGCUCCCACCUGCUCCAGCACCAGCGCGUCCACACCGGGGAGCGGCCGUACCGGUGCGGCGAGUGCGGGAAGGCCUUCAGCCGCAAGGACACCCUGGCCCAGCACCAGAGGUUUCACUCCGGGGAGCGGCCGUACGAGUGCAGCGAGUGCGGGAAGUUCUUCAGCCAGAGCUCCCACCUGAUCGAGCACUGGAGGAUCCACACCGGGGCCCGGCCCUACGAGUGCAUCGAGUGCGGCAAGUUCUUCAGCCACAACUCCAGCCUCAUCAAACACCGGAGAGUCCACUCAGGAGCCAGGGCCCACGUGUGCAGCAAGUGCGGGAAGGCUUUCGGCUGCAAAGACACCCUGGUCCAGCACCAGGUCGUCCACACCGGGGCCCGGCCGUACGCGUGCGGCGAGUGCGGGAAGGCCUUCAGCCGCAAGGACACCCUGGCCCAGCACCAGAAGAUCCACACCGGGGAGCGGCCCUACGAGUGCGGCGAGUGCGGCAAGUUCUUCAGCCACAGCUCCAACCUGAUCGUGCACCAGAGAACCCACACCGGAGCGAAGCCUUACGCGUGCGGCGAGUGUGGGAAGUGCUUCAGCCACAACUCCAGCCUCAUCCUGCACCAGCGGGUCCACUCGGGCGCGAGGCCGUACGUGUGCGGCGAGUGUGGCAAAGCCUACAUCAGCAGCUCCCACCUGGUCCAGCACAAGAAGGUGCACACGGGAGCGAGGCCUUACGCGUGCGGCGAGUGUGGGAAGUUCUUUAGCCGCAACUCCAGCCUCAUCCUGCACCAGCGGGUUCACACUGGAGAAAAGCCUUACGUGUGUGGCGAGUGUGGGAAGGCCUACAGCAGGAGCUCCCACCUGGCUCGGCACCAGAAGGUUCACGCUGGAGCGAGGCCUCACGACCGCGGCAGUUUCGGGGGCCCUUUGGCUGCGUCGCUGAGACUGCUGUAGCCCCAGGAGGCCCACACUCAGGAAGGGCCUGUGACUCGGGGUAUGAGCCUCUCCGUGUUCGUCCUCAGCCUCACACCGGAGGGAGCUCUGUGAGCACCUGGCCCCGAGGGAGCACGGCCUGCAGGCGAGCCUCGUACAGGCGUGCGCCCGCCUGGGACACUCCCCGUGAAUGCCGUGAGCUGGGAGUCUUCAUGAGCGACGCUGCACUUUCCGAGCUGCCUAGAGCUCCUGACGGUUUUGUCAGUGCCAGUGCCUUUGGCAGAAGCCAUCGCUGCCUCCAGCUGUGGGUCCCCCUGCGUGUCAAUCACUCCAGUAGCUCAGGGAAGGCAGACCCUGCACACGCGCCAUUCCCUGGCGGGGAUCUGCGUGCUCGAGCCAUGGACGGUCCUCACUUCCCCUGACGGGUUCUGAGAGGACGUGGUCGAGCUCUGGCCACAGGAUCUGAGCGGGAGUCUGCUGGGCAUUCCCACACAGGCUUCCCUUCAAGCAGCCUGGACUCUAAGUCAUUGGUCCUCUUCCAAUCCCCCACCGGUGGAACUGCUGCCCCGCGGCUCCGGUCCGCUGCGGUGCAGGCCUGCAGGGCGUCAUGGCGGCUCCCUGUGGGACAUCGAUUGAGAGGAGGCUGGGUUCUGCCAACACGAAGGGAGGAACACCUUCGUUGGCACCAACUUCAUGUGCCUGAGAAGGGACAGCAGGAGGGCAGAGGACAGGCCUCAGUCCAGUUGGGCCUGGUCUGCAUUCCUGUCCGAGGCUUGCGGGGAACGACUGAGACCGUGGUGUGCCUGAUCCUGCGGCCUGGACGCCCAGGCUCUCUGGAGGCCAGAGUUCGUGCUGAGAAACCGCCAGCACUUCUGGAAACACCGUGAGCCGGGUCCCCUUUCGUAGGAGACGUCCCAUCCUCCCCGGCACGUGUGGGGGCUUUCUGUCCCCUGGAUCUACGGGAGCCAGUACCUGGUGUCCAGGAUCCGUGGGCAGGUGUCAGCGCCUGGAAGGCCUGCAGGGCAAGGUGCGAGUCAUGCUUUGUGUAGCAAUACUUAGACCACGGCGCCAGGCUGACUGGAAAUGAGAGGUUGUGUGUCUGUUAUAAAGGGGUCGUCUACAAGUGCCCGUGUCGGAGGAGAGGGUACAGAAGUUCUCGGGACCCUCAGACGUCUGCAUCUCCUGUGGCCACGGCCGCUGUCGGGGUAAAGGUUCGUGGGUUCCUCCUCCCGGGGCUGCUGAAGGCAUGGCCAUCACUGCACCAGCGCUGACGAGGGCAGCCCCGGGAGAGGGCACAGGAUGCCCGUGUGUGACGUGGAAACGAAUGGACUUCAUUCCUCGCUUCAGGGCUCCCCUUUAAAUCACGGGGCGAGGGAUACGGUAGCACCAGACCAGCUGGCAGAUGUGACCUGGCAAGAGGAGGGCGAAUACGUGUGUUUUCUAUCGACGUGUGAUUGACAUGCAAAGACUGCACAUACAAAGAGUGUGACAUGUUUGGCACGUGUACACGCCUGAGGAGCCAUGACCGGAAUCACGACAGUGAACGUGUCCAGCAAAGCACAAGGGGCUCCUUUAGGGCCCUUUCCUCCCAGUCCUUUCAAACCCCUUCCCCACAAUAUGCAAACAGCAGCAAGCAUUUUCUAGAUUUUUAUGCUUCCUGGGGAGGGGGGCCCUGGCUUUUUUCAUUAAUCAUAAUUGUUUUCAGAUUAACCCAUCCCGUUACAUGUACCAAUGGUUUAUUCAUUUGUAUUGUUGGGUGCUGUUCCAUUGUACGGAGAUACUGCAGCUUUCUGUCCACUCAGCUGUUAGUGGCUAUUUGGGUUGCUUCCAGUUUGGGGCUAUUACCAAUAAAGCUGCUGUGAAUACC